CCUAGCAAUGUGUGCCCCCAGAAUGGCAGGCCCGAUAGGGAGGAGUGCUCUAGUGUUAUCGGAGCAGUGUAAGAAGAAUGCAUGGAAAGACAAGAUGGUGGAGUAUCAAGAAGCCAUGCAGUUGAUCCCUUGUCCACAAAUCCUCCAUACAGAUCUAGAAAAUGCACGACUCAAUCCUGAUGGGGAAAUCCAGAAAAAGUCACAGGAGAGGCUCUGCACCAGGGCAAGAGGAUGCCUGCGAAUCAGGGGGCACUACCGAACCCUUAUUAGAUCCACAGCAGAUCGAAUGGGCCCUGUAGGGGGCCGAAGCCUAGAAGCUGGUGAGGGCCCUGAGGUCUUGGAGGGCCAUGGGGCACCUCCAAGGAAUUCACUCACAUUCUUGGAUGGGGCCUUAGGCCUGGGCAUACUAGGAGUCAGUGCUCGCCUGGUCCUGGCCCUGGCUGGUCCAGCUAUUAUGCUCCUGCUGCUGUUUCUAAUGUUGAGUUUCCUGACUUUUGACCUUAUCCAUGGGCCCCAGGAGUUGCCUCUGCCUCGAAGGCCAAUGUUUAGACCCCUUGGCCUGGGAGCAGGGGGUGAAGGCCCCCGCUUGCGAGAACCACUGCUCCCACCUACCCUGAGUCAUGUCCUGGAUGGAUUCCUUCUCCUUACAGGUCUAGGGCUGAUCCUGGGGGCUGUGAUGCCCUUCAGCAUCUUCAGCCUUAUAGUUAGCCUCUGGCCUCUGGCCUGAAGCAAAGCCUCUCUUCUCCAGGAACCAGCAGUCUAAUUAGGCCUCCUCACAGAAAAUACAUGAGAAUUGUCCCA
Molecule: messenger RNA, 801 nt
Organism: Monodelphis domestica (gray short-tailed opossum)
Lineage: Eukaryota; Metazoa; Chordata; Mammalia; Didelphimorphia; Didelphidae
Gene: C5H20orf141
Product: chromosome 5 C20orf141 homolog
Source: RefSeq, a predicted model, not a curated record